CUGCAGGCCGUGUACAGGGCCCCCACCAGGGCCAGGGUCUCCACCGUGCUGCUACAGGACCGGGCCAUCUGAUGGUACAGGAGGGAGAAGCUAUCCACCGCUGCCAUGUUGUGGCUGCUGCCGUCACACAGGUUAUCCGCAGCCGGAACCUGAGACAGAUAGAAAGACAGACAGAUGUCUAAAACACACUGUACUGAUGCGAUGAACUGAGCCAAAGACUACCAAAGGGAAGUUAAGGUACGUAAGGGAGACACGCAACGCGACACGUUCGAGAUUAUGUCGCAGCCGGAAAUAAUGACUGGAAGGGACCGGUUGACAGCCCGAGAGGACUACAAACCAGUUACAAACAGAACCCCGUAACUCCAGGAAUAACUACAACACCGUCACGUGACAGCAAGUUACAUACGUCACAAACAUGCGACAACACGCGGAGACUCUGCGCGGCAGACCAGAGUAGGCUGUGUUUCCAUGGAGACGGAUCCGUCAAUACGAAACGAGACGGACGACAAUGUCUCUCCACCGUGAAGGAUCUCUAUCUUAAGGACACAGAUUACGUCAUCAUAAGAACAGGCCCAGGACCCGACCAUGUCCCAGUUCUCCAGCGAGGACGAGGCAGAGCUGCAGUAUCUGCUCCGUCAGCUCCUGAAGAGCACAAAGGACAGGAUAUCUGGCGCUCCGUCCAUUGAAUGUGCUGAAGAGAUCCUUCUUCACCUGGAGGAGACCGACAAAAAGUUUCACAACUAUGAGCUGGUCAGGUACCUGCGGCAGCAUGUGGACCGGUCCCUGGGGGCGCUGGUGGAGGCAGAGACGGAGCUCGGGGCCGGAGGAGACGCUGGAGCCUCCGCUCACGACAUCCACGCUGUCACCAGACGGACCAGGGACUCCACAGAAUACAAGCAGAUGAUGCAGACUCUGAAGAACACCAUGAGUCUGGUGGUGGAGUCGCUCAUCAAUAAGUUUGAAGAGGACCAACUGAGGAAAGAGGAAACGUACAGGGACAACCUCCCUGGAGCAUCUGAGGGCCGUUUCAAUGACAACUGUUCAGACAGCGACUCUUCCUUCAACCAUAGUUAUGCAUUCAUUAAACAAGAGCAGCUUCAAGCCUUGGCUGAACAACUGGACUCCAGCCAACCAAAAGAGGUGCGUUGGGAAGCCCUCCAGAAGCUGUGCUGUGCCCCUCCCUCUGACGUGCUGAGCUGUGAGACCUGGAACAGCCUGCGCACCAGCCUGUCUGCUGUGCUGGACGACCGCGACCCUGACCUCAGUGAUAAAGUACUCAAGUUCUUUGCAAAGACCUCCUCUUCAUCACCAUUCAAUUUGACCCGAGAGAUCUACAGCAGCUUAGCCAAGAGUCUGGAGGGAUACUUCCUGUCUCACAAGCUCAGCCUUCCCAUUGGCUCAGAUGGGAUUGAUGUCACCAGGCCUGACAUCAGCCGCCUUCUUAAACAGAUGAGGCUGAUAAAUGACUUCCAGAAGGAGAUGCCGUCCUUCUGGAUUCGCCACCCGGAGAAGUACAUGGAAGAAGUCAUAGAGAGCACCUUCUCCCUGCUGUCGGUGCACCCUGACCUGGGCUUGGCCUCGCCAGGGACCGAGAAAGCACUUGAACCUGUUUACUUGCUAGCCCUGCUGGACAUCAAAGCAACCUGGUUCAAUAAGUGGAUGCAUAGUUACUACAGCAGAGCUGUCAUCUUCAGACUCCUGGAGAGGAAAUACAAGAGUCUGAUUGUUGCAGCCGUCCAGCAGUGUCUGCAACACCUCUCAGACUGUGAGCACAGAUCCCCCCAGACCAGCGGCUCCUCUGCGGAGCCACAGACCAGCUCUUCUCAGUGGAGCAUCUACACCAGGAGUGAGCUGGAAUAUGCCUUCUUUGUCCAUUCACUCUGUGUUCUGGGAAAAGUCCUGAUUUACACCAAUGGCAGAAAGCUCUUCCCUAUCAAAAUAAGGAAACACAAAGAUCUCUACAGUCUGACGGACCUGGUGGUCACACUGAUCAACAUCAUGUACCAGCACCCCCAGCCCCCCCACACGGACCCCUCGCACACAGUGUCCCUGGCCCCCAGGAGCCUGGUGACGGAGUUGCUGUGGAUGCUGUGUGAGCAGACAGAGAGCGCCGCCGAGUGCAUCUACCAGAGCCCUGUGAUAGAGACGCUGCUGGCACCCCUCAUACGCCUACUCAACGGGGAGCAGGCCAAAUUAAAGUCUCCUGCUGGGACCUUAACUCACAUAGCAGAUGUGUUGGCACGCAUCGCCAGUACCGACAGAGGCCUCGCCCUCUUCCUGAAUGACAAGAGUCUGGACCUAAGCAGCAGUAAAGGCCUCUCUGCUAGCCAUGUCAUUGUACAGUUCACUCAGCGGUUAUUGGACAAGGACCUGCCUUCUCUGGGCCGAUGGGAGAUGUCGCCUGCUGUUUGCGGGGCCUUCCUCUUCGCCUGCGGGCAGAUGUACAACACCUGCGAGGGCCUGCAAGUUCUCCGGCCUUAUGGCCUGCACAGCUGCAUAGCUGCUGCUUUGAAGGAGGCUAACGCCGUGUCCACCCCCGCCUCCACCCAAGCCUCCACCCCCAUCCCUGGGCACAGUUCCUCUACCUGCUCCCUGGAGACCAUAGCGGGUCCGAGCCUUAUCUGGGAGGAGACCCUGCAGGACAGUCUACUGCACUUCGCUGCCACGCCCAAAGGCCUGCUGCUGCUCCAUAGCACCGGGGCGCUGGACCACUGCGUGGCCUACAUGUACUCACGCUUCAUCAAGAAGCUCCAGGUGAGCCGCUGUGAGAAGUUUGGCUACGGGGUGAUGGUGACCCAGGUAGCAGCUACAGCUCCUGGUGUGAUGGCCCUUCUGAACUCAGGCUAUGUCCAGGAGCUGGUGGUCAAGCUGUGGUCAGUGCUGGAGUGUGGGAGGGAGGACCUUCGUGUGGUCCAUCCCAAGUCCACUCCCAUGGAUCCCAUCGACAGGAGCUGCCUCAAGUCGUUCCUGGCGCUGGUCAACCUGCUGUCCUCCGGGGCCUCGGUUUGGGCUCUGCUGCGGGGCCAGCCUCUACCCCAGAGGGAGGCCUACCCCCUGAGGGAGGUGCCAAGCACCAUCGCCUGUGCGUGUACACGUGUAUUUGUAUUUGUGUGUGUUGUGUGUGUAUGGGCAUAUGUGUGUGUCUGUGCAGCUGAGCAGAUGAUUCUGGAGCUGCCUCUAGGGGGCAGCAGAGGACUAGUGUCUGUAUGUCGCUCUGGGACUUCUCUGAACAACUGUAUGGUGUAUUACCUGGAGCUGCUCCUGGUGGGCAGCAGAGGCCUUGUGUCUGUAUGUCGCUCUGGGACUGCUCUGAACAACAACACAGUGCUAAACCAGGAUUUGAUGGACAGGCUGAUUGCAGUGGAUUCAGAUGCAAAGAUCAACUCCCUGUUUAACUACGAGCAGUCACACACGUUUGGCUUGAGACUGCUGUGCGUGCUGUGCUGUGACCUGGACUCGUUCCUGCUGUUGGAGAGCCAGUAUGCCCUCUGCAGCAUGCUCCUGCUCCGCCAGAAGGAGAACGUCACCGAACCGGCCGGAGCUCAGGGGCAGCUGAUCCUGGACCGCCUCUCCGUUGAGAGGAACCACCUGCUGGUGCGGGUGUGUGCAGUGGGAGGUCCGUCUGAACGCAGGCUGCCCCCCCGGGCACUGCAGGAGGGCCCAGACCCCUACCCAUGGCCAAUGUUCCUGAGCUACCCUUCAGCUCCCCCACAGUGCUACACCUUGGAUUCUGCAAUGCUUCCUCAAAGUAAACAAGAUUCUGAGAUCAGUGCAUUCUUGGCGUCUGGUAUCCCUGCGAAAGAUGAGGGCUGGAUGGCUACCUGCCGCAAACAGUACUGCAAAGCCAUGAGCACCACGCCCUCCAGCCUCACCGGGUCGGUGCUGUCUCAGCUCCUGGAGAAGGUGGUGUCAGUCAACGCAGCAACCCAACCCUUCUUCCCUCCUGCUCACUACAAAGCUAAGGACAGCAGUGUGAAGAGGGUGGAACUGUCAGCUGUUCAGCUGUUGGGCAUCAACAUCUGUGUCAGGUACGGACGCUCCCUGGGCCUGCUGAAGGACGAGGGUACAGAGGAGCUGGCGCUGCUGCUGAAACACAGCCACCUCUUCCUGGCUGCACAGCGAGCCACAACACACCCCACUGCCGUCCCAGAUCUCCACCCGGGCCAGGACUGGCUGGCCGCCACCCUGUUCCUCAUGAUGGCGGGCGACGGCGAGCGGGUGCGACGCUGGCUGGUGGACUUCUCUACUCUGCUCUGCUCUGCCUUCCUCUGGCCCGCCCGCAUGCACAGCUCUGUCCAUCUACCGGCCCCUGUGGCGGCCUCGGGGAUCCCUCCGGUCUACUGGUGCACUGCUCACUACGUAGAGAUGCUGCUCAAGGCUGAGGUCCCCCUGGUCCACUCUGCCUUCAGGAUGUCUGGCUUCACCCCGUCCCAGAUGUGCCUGCAGUGGCUGAACCAGUGCUUCUGGAACUACCUGGACUGGCCUGAGGUCUGCCACUACGUGUCCACCUGUGUGCUCAUGGGCCCCGACUACCAGGUGUACGUGUGUGUGGCCGUGUUGAAGCACAUGCAGCCAGACAUCCUGCUGCACACACAGGCCCAGGACCUGCAGGUCUACCUCAAGGAGGAGCCCAUCCUGGGCUUCAGAUUCCAGGACCAUCUGGAGUUCAUGGAGCAGCUGGAGGGAAAAUACGGCACAACGGUGCUCACAGACAUGCAGCGCAUCACCACGCCCGCUACCACGCCCGCUGCAUCAACCCCCACAGACCACGCCCGCUGCAUCAACCCCCACAGACCACGCCCGCUGCAUCAACCCCCACAGACCACGCCCGCUGCAUCAACCCCCACAGACCACGCCCGCUGCAUCAACCCCCACAGAACACGCCCGCUGCAUAGACCCCCACAGACCACGCCCGCUGCAUCAACCCCCACAGACCACGCCCGCUGCAUAGACCCCCACAGACCACGCCCGCUGCAUCAACCCCCACAGACCACGCCCGCUGCAUAG
Gadus chalcogrammus (walleye pollock) is the source of this 5007-nucleotide messenger RNA. It is a transcript of the gene tbc1d32, whose product is annotated as TBC1 domain family, member 32. NCBI's taxonomy places the organism in Eukaryota, Metazoa, Chordata, Actinopteri, Gadiformes, Gadidae. Bases 586 to 5007 code for a protein of 1473 amino acids. The transcript has 37 exons. The record is from RefSeq and is a predicted model, not a curated record. Gene Ontology annotation, biological process: non-motile cilium assembly.